Messenger RNA from Salvia splendens (bonfire salvia), 4781 nucleotides. Its product is annotated as ABC transporter D family member 1. Gene Ontology annotation, biological process: peroxisome organization; long-chain fatty acid import into peroxisome; very long-chain fatty acid catabolic process. The transcript is spliced from 26 exons. The coding region runs from base 386 to 4384 and encodes 1332 amino acids. Gene Ontology annotation, molecular function: ABC-type transporter activity; long-chain fatty acid transmembrane transporter activity; ATP binding. Gene Ontology annotation, cellular component: peroxisomal membrane. NCBI's taxonomy places the organism in Eukaryota, Viridiplantae, Streptophyta, Magnoliopsida, Lamiales, Lamiaceae. The record is from RefSeq and is a predicted model, not a curated record.
UUGCCUUCAAAGUUCAUACUCUGCCUCUCUCUCUCUUUCCCAAUACCAUAAUUCCUCUCUCCCAAAACACCUUUCUGGUUUAAUUUAAUACGGCUUGUGUAGUUCGUUACACACACCAAUCAGCUACUCGCAUACCUACGCAAAUUUAGGCAUCUUGUUUUCUACGAUUUUAGCUCACUGAAUUUCGUUCGUUGAUUGAUUGUUUGCAAACUCUAAGUAUACACGGAUUUGAUUCAGUGAUUGUCGACGGAAAGACUAAGCAACGGCGCACCUUUGCUGGUUGAAUUAUAAGGUAUGAGAACAUAAAAUAAUCUUUAUCACCACCUCAAGAAGGCAGAUCCUCAGUCGUUGACAUUUGUUUAUCUGCUGGAGGUUGCCUUCAAACAUGCCUUCUCUUCAGCUUCUACAGCUGACUGAACAUGGUCGUGGCCUUCUGGCCUCAAGAAGGAAAGCUCUACUACUUGCCACUAGUAUUGUAGCUGUUGGUGGAACUGCUGCAGCUGCUUAUGUUCAGUCGCGAAAUAGCUCUAGAAGGCACAAUUCUUUUGGUAAUUCCAACGGAGUGGAGGACAUUAAAAGUGAACAAGACCAAUUGAUCGAAAAUGAUAAGAAUGUCAGAACGAGUAAGCAGAGGAGAGGGACUUUGAGAUCUCUCCAGGUUUUGGUGGCUAUUCUGUUAUCUCGUAUGGGGCGAAUGGGUGCACUAGAUAUUUUAUCGUUGCUGGCUAUAGCGGUCUCUAGAACUGCUGUAAGCAACAGAUUAGCUAAAGUUCAAGGUUUCCUGUUCCGUUCUGCUUUUCUCCGGCGUGUUCCAGCAUUUCUGCGUCUUAUUAUUGAAAAUAUUUUGCUUUGUUUCCUCCUGUCAACACUGAAUUCCACCUCCAAGUACAUAACAGGGACUCUAAGUUUACGGUUCCGUAAAGUCUUGACAAAGCUUACACAUGCACAAUAUUUUCAGAAUAUGGUGUACUACAAGAUGUCUCAUGUCGAUGGCCGAAUAAGCAACCCUGAGCAGCGAAUUGCCAGUGAUAUACCAAAGUUUUGUUCUGAGCUGAGUGAUCUUGUACAAGAGGAUCUAAUUGCUGUUACAGAUGGGGUGCUUUAUACUUGGCGUCUAUGUUCAUAUGCAAGCCCCAAAUACAUUUUCUGGAUACUGGCUUACGUGUUGGGGGCAGGGGGCGCAAUUAGGAAUUUCUCACCUGCAUUUGGAAAGCUCAUGUCCAAAGAACAGCAGCUUGAAGGUGAAUAUAGGCAGUUGCAUUCACGGUUAAGGACCCAUGCAGAAAGCAUUGCACUCUACGGAGGAGAAAAGAGAGAAGAGUUUCACAUUCAGAAGAAGUUUGAAAAUCUUGUUAGGCACAUGAGGGUUGUUCUUCAUGAUCAUUGGUGGUUUGGCAUGAUUCAGGAUUUCUUACUCAAGUAUCUUGGUGCUACUGUUGCUGUUAUCUUGAUUAUCGAGCCCUUUUUCUCUGGCAAUCUCAGACCUGACUCUUCUACCUUGGGACGCGCAGAGAUGCUGAGCAACUUGAGAUAUCAUACAAGUGUUAUAAUUUCAUUAUUUCAGUCACUCGGAACUCUUUCUAUAAGUUCGAGGCGGCUUAAUCGCCUGAGUGGUUACGCAGAUCGUAUACAUGAACUCAUGGGUAUAUCUAGAGAGCUAGCCACACGAGAUGCAUCUUCUCAACAGCCUGAUGGGCAUAGGAACUAUGUUAGUGAGGCUAAUUAUAUCGAGUUUGAUGGUGUCAAGGUUGUUACUCCAACUGGCAAUGUCUUGGUGGAGGAUUUGACUCUAAGGGUUGAAUCUGGCUCUAAUCUUUUAAUAACUGGUCCAAAUGGAAGUGGAAAAAGCUCCCUCUUUCGUGUUUUGGGUGGUUUAUGGCCGUUGAUAUCUGGUCAUAUCGUGAAACCUGGAGUUGGUUCUGAUUUAAAUAAGGAGAUCUUCUAUGUACCGCAAAGACCUUAUACGGCAGUGGGGACUCUGCGCGAUCAGCUAAUUUAUCCACUGACAACAGAUCAGGAGGUUGAAGCCCUUACAGAAAAUGAAAUGGCAGAGUUACUGAAAAAUGUGGAUCUUGAGUAUCUGCUAGACCGCUACCCAUCUGAGAAGGAGGUUAAUUGGGGUGAUGAAUUGUCUUUAGGAGAGCAACAAAGAUUGGGAAUGGCUCGUCUCUUUUACCAUAAACCUAAAUUUGCUAUCCUAGAUGAAUGCACAAGUGCUGUGACUACUGAUAUGGAAGAACGUUUCUGUGCCAAAGUUCGAGCAAUGGGUACCUCAUGCAUCACAAUCUCUCAUCGCCCUGCAUUAGUCGCCUUUCAUGAUGUUGUCCUAUCUCUGGACGGUGAAGGAGGCUGGAGUGUCCAUUACAAAAGGGCUGAGUCUCCAGCUCUUACAGAAUCUGAAAUUGUUAGAAGAAGAAGUUUUGAUACAGAGCGCCAAAGUGAUGCGAUGACUGUCCAACGUGCAUUUGCUAAUACUAAGGAACCUGCAUUUUCUGCUUCUAGGUCACAUUCUUCACAGUUGCUAGCAGCUUCUCUUAGUGAAGGAGAUGACUAUUUGCCACCUGAUUUUCCUCAGCUGCAAAUUGUUCCAAGGAUUUUACCUCUCAGAGUAGCUUCCAUGUUUAAGAUACUAGUACCCACAGUGCUUGAUAAGCAGGGCGCACAGCUGCUUGCAGUUGCCAUAUUAGUGUUAUCCAGGACCUGGAUAUCAGAUCGCAUUGCUUCUUUGAAUGGGACAACUGUAAAAUUUGUCCUGGAGCAAGAUAAGGCUGCCUUCAUCAAGUUGAUCGGUGUUAGCGUUCUUCAAAGUGCUGCAUCUUCAUUUGUUGCCCCAUCGUUGAGGCACCUGACGUCUUUGCUUGCACUUGGAUGGAGAAUCCGCCUCACCAGGCACUUGCUUCGGAGCUACCUAAGAAAGAACGCAUAUUACAAGGUAUUUAACAUAUCACGAGCAAACAUUGAUGCGGAUCAGAGAUUAACUCAAGACUUGGAGAAGUUGACCACUGAUUUGUCUGGUUUGGUCACUGGAAUGGUUAAACCAACUGUUGAUAUACUAUGGUUCACCUGGAGAAUGAAGCUACUGACUGGUCGACGAGGAGUGGCUAUUCUGUACACAUACAUGUUACUAGGUUUAGGAUUCCUAAGGAUUGUUACACCCGACUUUGGUGACCUGACUAGUCAGGAGCAACAAAUGGAAGGAACUUUUAGGUACAUGCAUGAAAGAUUGCGGACACAUGCAGAGUCUGUUGCUUUCUUUGGUGGUGGUUCUAGAGAGAGAGAGAUGAUUGACAUGAAGUUUGGAGCACUUUUUAACCAUUCAAUGCUACUUCUUAGGAAGAGAUGGUUGUUUGGUAUUAUAGAUGACUUCAUCACAAAGCAACUUCCUCAUAAUGUCACUUGGGGAUUGAGCUUGCUGUAUGCCAUGGAGCAUAAGGGUGAUCGAGCCUUGACUUCAACUCAAGGUGAACUGGCGCAUGCCUUACGAUUCUUGGCAUCUGUUGUAUCUCAGAGCUUUUUGGCAUUUGGUGAUAUUCUUGAGCUGCAUAGGAAAUUUGUUGAGCUGUCUGGUGGUAUCAACAGAAUUUUUGAACUUGAAGAGCUUCUGGAAACUGAUCAUCAUGGAGAAUACAAUGGCUCUUUAAGAUCUAAAUCUGCCGAACUCUCAGAUGAUAUUAUUUCUUUCUCCAAGGUGGAUAUAAUUACACCAGGUCAGAAAGUUCUGGCUAGACAGUUAGAGUGUGAAAUUGUUCCUGGGAAGAGCCUGCUUGUUACAGGUCCAAAUGGAAGUGGAAAAAGUUCGAUCUUCAGAGUCCUUAGAGGACUUUGGCCUGUGGUCAGCGGAAAACUCAUUAAACCUUACCAAGAAGUUGAUUUUAAAUCCCAGUGUCGUCUUUUUUAUGUGCCUCAGCGACCAUAUACAUGCUUAGGAACUCUCAGAGAUCAAAUAAUAUAUCCUCUCUCUUGUGAUGAGGCAGAGAAAAGGUUGCUACAUUUAGCUGAAGAAGGCCAAGAAUCAACUGGUGCCACAAACGUUUUGGAUAAGCAUCUGAGGUCUAUCCUGGAGAAUGUUAAAUUACUAUAUCUCUUGGAAAGAGAAGGCGGCUGGGAUACUAGCCAAAACUGGGAAGACAUUUUAUCUCUUGGGGAACAACAACGUCUAGGCAUGGCACGAUUGUUCUUCCACAAGCCCCAGUUCGGUGUCCUGGAUGAGUGCACCAAUGCAACAAGUGUUGAUGUUGAAGAGCACCUUUAUAAGCUGGCAACUGAAUCAGGGAUUACCGUUAUAACAUCCUCACAGCGUCCUGCUUUGAUACCGUACCACUCAGUGGAGUUACGAUUAAUUGACGGGGAGGGUAAAUGGGAGCUUCGUACAAUUCAGCAGUGAGUAAGGAUGCUCUUCUGUGUUUUACCUAGUACACAUGAUAUUUUGGGCUAGCAGCAACACUUUUCAGCACAAGGAAAUGAUGAAAAUUCGAACAAACCUGAAAAGUGGCAGCCCUCUGUCAUGGUUGAGCCAAAUCGGACUAUAUAGAGUUAUUAUUGUGAAUCAAAUAAUAAUACAAAAUUAGAGCAUAUAAUAUACAUGUCUUUAAAUUUAUUUUCUGAUUUUGUUGGUGGUUAUUUUGGUGGAUGAUGGGGUAGAUGACUGGAGAAAUAGUUAGAGCGAAGGAACUUUGUAAAGUGACAGUGGUUGAUCGAUAAUCAUCUCGGUUCUGUUGUAAUAUCUUAUAAUCAAUCAAUUUAUAGGCCCUGGUGUAAUAAAACUGCCUUCCAAACUGUUA